Sphaerulina musiva SO2202 is the source of this 945-nucleotide messenger RNA. RefSeq lists its product as uncharacterized. The record is from RefSeq and is a predicted model, not a curated record. NCBI's taxonomy places the organism in Eukaryota, Fungi, Ascomycota, Dothideomycetes, Mycosphaerellales, Mycosphaerellaceae. The transcript is spliced from 4 exons. The coding region runs from base 1 to 945 and encodes 314 amino acids.
AUGUUCCUCGACGACAUCCCAGAGCUCCACGCCCAUGUUUGGGUAGACGAGGAGCAGCUUGCUGAGUAUGACGACGAAGACACGUUCCCCAGCAAGACGAAGAAGUCGAAAUACAUCGAAGCGGUGGCAGGAUCGACCUUCUCCGUGAGAGUCACUACGAGCCUGGCUAUGGCGCGCGAUCCCAGGGAUUGUCUGGCUGUCCACGUAUACCUGGACGGAAAGCAUGUUCAAGGCAGGAUCAUUCGUACUGGCGAUCGGCACGCCUAUCAGACAGUCAAACUCAUUGGGCCCGAGACAACUACUAAGCAGGGUACCACUGUCCAAAAAAUGCAAUUUGCGCAGCUUCGGACCACUGAUGCUCCUGUCGGGACUCAGAUAGCCGAAGACCUCAAGCAACUCGGCGAUGUAAAGAUUGCAUGCUGGUGGGUCCGCCAUGCUGGGUUAUCGCGGGACGGGCACAACUCCAAGUUCAAAUCCGCAAUCGACUCGGGUGUCCCCGAGAAGUGCUUGAAAGGCCGUGCGAUAUCUACUUAUGCUACGUUAGGGCCUGCAGAGCACGUCCAUGAACCGGUCAAGUACUGGGAAACCACUCGCCCUUACGGCGAAGACCCCAUCGCCGUUUUCAUCUUCAAAUACCGGUCGCGCAGAGAUCUUCAAAUCGAAGGCGUGAUUCCACGCAGCCCUUCCCCUGUCCCACUGGAGGAACGAGAUCCGGAUGAUCUUUCUCCAGAAGAAGCACGAGAGCUCGUUCGACGACAUCGACAACGCGAGCAAGAGCGGAUCAAGAUCAAAAAAGAAGCCCAAGAGAAGCGAGCACGCUCUGAUGCCUUCGACGGCGACAGCGAUGUUGAGGAGCUCUCCGUCACCGGCGAAGGCUCCGCGAGGAAGCGCCAUCGCACGUCGACUGACUCUGGCGUCGAGAUAGUCGACCUCACAGAAGACUAG